GGCAGGGCCGGGCCGAGCUGCCGGCUCCACCCCGCCGCUCGGUGCCCCUAUCCGGCCCGUGGGCGGGCCCUGGGCCGCUAUAAGAGCGGUGUCGGCGGCGGCGGCGCGGCUGCUCCUCCUCAUGUCGCGGCUCCCGCUGCUCUUGGCAGCCGGCUGCGCGCUGCUGGUCGCCGGCUGGUCCGGGCCCGAUGCUGGCGCCGAGGCCGUGGCUGAGACCGAGGCCGAGCCGGGCCCUCCCGUCCGCUGCCCGGCCUGCUCGAUGGAGCAGCGCGCCCGGUGCCCGGUGCCGCACGGCUGCGAGGAGCUGGUCCGGGAGCCGGGCUGCGGCUGUUGUGGGACUUGCGCGUUGGGCAAGGGGCGUCUGUGCGGCGUCUACACGCCCCGCUGUGGCUCCGGCCUCCGCUGUUACCCGCGCCGUGGCUGCACCCGCCCGCUGCACUCCCUCAUGCGCGGCCGCGGUGUUUGCAUGGAGGCAGCCGACGUGGAGGUGUUGCGGAGCUCAGUGCCUGCCGCAGAAGCAGACGAUUACUGGGAGCUGGAGAAGGCGGAGGGCCCACAUAUACCCUGCCACUCUUACGACAAGAAAUGUAUCUCCAAACACCUGGCCCGGAUCCGCGAGAAAACGCAGAACAGCGGCAGAUCCAAGAACGUUCAUAACCACAUCCGCGACGAGCCGCGGAUAAAGGGUCCGUGCCAGGGCGAGUUACAGCGGGCACUCGAGAGGUUUGCCAAGUCGUUCAGCCACACGCCGGAGAGUUUGUACCACAUUCCCAUCCCCAAUUGCGACAGGAAAGGAUUCUAUCACCCAAAGCAGUGUCACCCAUCGCUGGACGGGCAGCGCGGCAAGUGUUGGUGCGUGGAUACCAAGACCGGGGCGAAGCUGCUCGGCUCCCCCGAGGUGAAGGGCGACGUGGACUGUCACCAGUUCCUCAAGGAGCAGGCGCAGGAGUGAGAGGGCGUGAGCGGGGGCUCCCGCCGCCCUGGGCAGCGCCAGUCCCGCGGCCAGACGCGUGUAGCCCCGGUGAAGGAAGUGGAGAGUCACUCGGUGCCAGAAUCCCCGGUGCUAGGGGAGUGGAGGUCUCAGCAUAACCCCACCCCGCCUCCCCCCACCCUCGGGACUCCCGUGUCGCCCGGCCUUCUCCCAUCCAGCUGUUUAUAUCCGCCUCUCCCCUGUGGCUCCCUCACUCUUGCCCCGGUCAAAGCAACCCUGACUUACCCCCAGCCCCCAUUCCCCCAACUCCCGCUCA
Amblyraja radiata (thorny skate) is the source of this 1247-nucleotide messenger RNA. Its product is annotated as insulin-like growth factor-binding protein 4. The coding region runs from base 122 to 952 and encodes 276 amino acids. The transcript has 4 exons. Gene Ontology annotation, cellular component: extracellular region. Lineage: Eukaryota; Metazoa; Chordata; Chondrichthyes; Rajiformes; Rajidae. The record is from RefSeq and is a predicted model, not a curated record. Gene Ontology annotation, biological process: regulation of insulin-like growth factor receptor signaling pathway. Gene Ontology annotation, molecular function: insulin-like growth factor I binding; insulin-like growth factor II binding.